Aplosporella prunicola CBS 121167 is the source of this 1968-nucleotide messenger RNA. RefSeq lists its product as uncharacterized. NCBI's taxonomy places the organism in Eukaryota, Fungi, Ascomycota, Dothideomycetes, Botryosphaeriales, Aplosporellaceae. The coding region runs from base 1 to 1968 and encodes 655 amino acids. The transcript is spliced from 6 exons. Gene Ontology annotation, molecular function: ATP hydrolysis activity; ATP binding. The record is from RefSeq and is a predicted model, not a curated record.
AUGCUUCUCAACGCUAUAAAGGCAGUGAUAAAGUUUCAAAACAUCGAAGAAGAGCUUGAGGAGAAGUUUCGAGUGUAUGGGGAAACAAACAACCUUGACCGAGGUCUUUUUGCUUACCCAUUUCGCGACCUUUACCACCACAAAGACGAGCUUCUGCAGUACAAGGACCAGACCGAUGGCCCUAAAUCUCGACAUUCAGAGGAGUACAACCGAGAAUGCAACAGGCACAUCGACGUUCUCAUCCAAUAUCUCUAUGGACAACCUUCGAUUCGGUUACGAGAGGUCGAAGCCAUGUGGAACCGAAGUAUCCCAGUAACCACAUUCAGUUCGCUUUGGUUGCUGCUUAAGCCUGGCGCAACAGUCUACGUUCCUGAGAGAGGCGCCAUCAAUGCUUAUAUCAUUGAAUCGGUCAGGGGUGGCCCUCAGGGCAUAGGUUCAAUUGCCAAGGUGCAACCAUAUGCCGUACAUGUGUGGAAUCUUGAUUUUGAUGGGAAAAUCUUGCGUCGCUCGCAAAGAAAGAUUACCAUUCCAGUCUUCGACGGCGAAAGGGAGAUUCGGUCUCUGAGGCUCUACCCUGAAAGAUUCCAUGAAGUCAAGGAGGGCGAGAGACCUCAAAAGGAGCUGCUCAUUGAGCGCGGAAAGAAGUUCCUCGAGGUAGUAAAGUCGCCAACUUUCCAAGAGUAUACGGGACCAAGCCAGUUCCACGGGGCAAGAAAGUUCGACAAUGCUCGCUUCAUUGUUGAUCAUACAUCGCAACCUUGGGAAUACGAAAUAUCAAGAGAGCAACCUAAUCUCCAUGUACCUGGUUUACAGGAUGAAAUAGAGCUAGGCGCUCGAACACGAAUCCCGGCUUGUCAAUGCAUAGCGUGUGAGUAUUCGGCUUCUGAUGCUCCGAUAUACCAACGACUGGCUUUCGACGACUAUGACGACAUAGACCUUGAGGUAACAAAGACUUUGACUGAUGAGCAAUACAUGCUUUGUUGGUCGCAUGUAUACGGAUAUGCGCUGCAUGACCGACUGUGGGAUCUAAUUGAAGUAAAGGGGCUGAAGGACCCAAGAAUCGACAAGAACGUCAUUGAUACUCUUGUCAUGAGACCGGAGAGCAACAAGGCAAUGGUAAAAGCUAUUUGUGAGACAUACAGCCAAAAGGCGGAGCGUGAACAUCUUUUCUUCGCCGAUUUCAUCCGCGGAAAAGGUGAAGGCCAAGUCAUGCUCCUUCAUGGACCCCCGGGAACAGGAAAAACUCUCACUGCAGAAUCGGUUGCCGAAUAUACCCAGAGACCACUCCUAAGUAUCACGGCGGCAGACUUGGGGCAUGAACCUGAUGUGCUCGAACAAAACUUGCUCCGUUUUUUCCGGAACGCGACUAAAUGGGAUGCCAUUGUUCUCCUCGACGAGGCUGAUGUAUACCUUGAGAGGCGGUCAGCAAACGAUCUUAGGAGGAACAGCAUUGUGUCAGUCUUUCUUCGCGCUUUGGACUACUUCCAGGGUAUACUUUUCCUCACCACAAAUCGUGUUGGCUCUUUCGACGAAGCCUUCAUGUCUCGAAUCCACUUGCAGAUUGGCUACGAACCACUUGAUGAUGCUUCUCGGCUGGCGAUCUGGAACAACAGCUUCAAAAAGCUAAUCACCAACCACAAGCAAGGAGGAAGAGAGAUCAAAUACUCUAUCACCGCCAAGGAGUACGUUAAGACGUCAAAGAGCUUGCAGAGUCUUAAGUGGAAUGGCCGGGAAAUUCGUAACGCUUUUCAAACAGCCGUUGCACUUGCUUCGUAUGAAGCAAAACAAAACAACGAAGAAGUACCAACCAUUACAGAAGAUCAUGUGAGCCAAGUAGUCGAAAUGUCGGCUACUUUCAAGCAGUAUAUAAAAUCGGCACUGCAGGCAAAUGAUUCGGACAUAGCAUACCGUGAGCGGUUGCGGAACGAUAGAUUCAAACUCAUUCCAGUUGCGGAAGACAGGUUCUGA